Dothidotthia symphoricarpi CBS 119687 is the source of this 1263-nucleotide messenger RNA. RefSeq lists its product as uncharacterized. The record is from RefSeq and is a predicted model, not a curated record. The transcript has a single exon. NCBI's taxonomy places the organism in Eukaryota, Fungi, Ascomycota, Dothideomycetes, Pleosporales, Dothidotthiaceae. The coding region runs from base 1 to 1263 and encodes 420 amino acids.
AUGUACGCAACACAGACACAGUACCGCACACCUCCCCCCGGCUACAUGCCCUACGACUACCGCGCCACGCCGCCCAUGUCACCUGGCCCCGGCGUGCACGCCGCCUACUACUCGACCCGCCACGGCCCCGCCACGCCUUCUCCCCAGGACAGCCCCAAGACCAAGACGCACUCCCGCCGCGCCUCGCACGCCGUCCCAUCCUCGCAGUAUUCGUCGUACACCUCGUCGCGUGGAGCCAUGCCCUCGUACGGGGCCGACUUCGCUACACCGCGCGCAUACGCGACGCCGCGAGCUACGCCUGAAUAUGUAAGUGAUGGUUUCGAUUAUAUCCGUCCAAGCAGCAGGCCUCGCCGCGAGUCGUACGCCUCUCCUCUCAAGACUUAUCCUCGCGAGAGGAAGCGUCGGCCAUCUCAGUCAACGCGCUACGUCCACACCAAAAUCGUCUACGACGACGAUGGCUACGGGUACGAACGCGACUACGACGUUUACGAGAGCCCGCCGCCGCCGUACCAACAGUACGAUCGAUACGACAUGUACGGGGAUGCUGAUCGCUAUUACUAUGAUCAGGUCCCUAUCUAUGAUGCAGAGCCAAAGGCCAACGCUAGCCGCCAGCGACGCUCCUCGCACUCGACCCGAUCCCAACCACAGCCAGCCGCCGCCGCCGCCACACCGAAGCGGCCCUCGGCCUCCACAAAGACUGCUCCCAAGGCCACCGAAGAGGACGCACGUCGCGCCCGCAUCCCUGCUGGCUACUCGUACAAGAACUGGGACCCCACAGAAGAACCCAUCAUGCUGCUCGGCAGCGUCUUCGAUGCCAACUCUCUCGGCAAGUGGAUCUACGACUGGACCGUCUUCCACUACGGCCCCGCCACCCCUCUCGCCGAAAUGGCAGGCGAGCUGUGGCUCCUUCUCAUCCAGCUUGCCGGCAAGGUCAAGCGUGCCGACGAGAACAUGAACAAGAUCCGCAAGAAGGAGAGCCGCGAGAUGGUCGAGGAUUUCCUCGAGAGUGGCGAGCGUCUGUGGGUUCGCUUCGCCAAGCUCCUCAAAGUAUGCGAAGACUACAUGUGGAAAGCCGCUAAGAAGGAGAGCGGCCCCGAGAAGCCUGUAUCCAUGGGCAAGAACAGCGGCUCCGAGUUUGUCAACUCCAUCUUCGGCCGCGAUCGUGAGCUCGAGAAGACCGAGAAGCUCAUGACUGGAAUGCGUCUGUGGAGCAUGCGCUUCGAUGCAAACUGCGAAGACAUCCUUCGCUAUCCUGCUGCCUAG